CUAAUGCUUCCAAAACUUUCUUUUAAAAAUACUUGUUUUUAAUAGUGUAUCUACAUUUGUUUUUUUUUUUUUUUUAAAGCUAGAAUAAUGAAAAAUUGUCUUCCACCCAAAAUGACCACUGUUAGAUUUCAUGGAAUUUAUUUUGAGACAACUAUCUAUGCAUAUUUAUGUAGGCAUAUAUGCAGAUGUGUGUAUCACAUUGUAUGUACUGCUUUGUAACUUGCUUUUUUUGCUUAAUAUUGAGAACAUUUGUACAUGACCAUAAAUACUAAUUUGUAUCAUUUUUAUGGCUGUAUAGUUUGCAUUAUAUGGAAUCUUAAUGAUUUUUUUAAGAGUGGUGUAUACUGAGGACCCUUUUGUCUUGUGCUGCAAAUUUUGACCAUCUUGUUAUUAGUUUUUCAACUUUGUUUAUAGUUUUUUUCCUUAUAGAAGUUAAGUUUUAUGAUAUAAACUUGUUUAAUUUUAUAAUUUCUGGUUUUCCUGAAAUGCUUGGAAUGACCUUCCCCAUUACAAGAUAAUAAAAGUACCUCUAUGACAUUGCUUAAUACUUUUAUAGUUUUAUUCUUUGUAUUAAAUCCUUUCUAUCUUGAUUAAUUGGUGUGAGGAAUGUUAGGUUUCUUUAGAGUAUUCCUCUCAACUGCAUUUCUUAAGUUUCUCAUGACACACUCUUCAGGUUAUUGGGCCUGUGCUUUGCAUUUCCUUGCGUCUGUACAUGUAGUCAUCCCAAAACCUCUAAUGCAAACACAGUUUUAAGUAUUUGUAUAUAUUCACUAUUCUCACUGGAUUAGUUAUCUGUAGCCGUGUAUCACCAUAAAUUUAACAGCUUAAAAUACAGACUUUCAUUGCCCCUCCAUUUCUGUGGGUCGGGAGUAGGGACACAACUUUGCUAGGUACUCUGCCUCAGGAUCUCACAAGGUUGUAUUCACAGUGGCAUUUGAGGCUGUGGGCACAUCUGAAACUGGAGUGAAGAUACCUGUUUCCAAGCUCCUAUGGUUUGUGGCAGCAUUUAAUUCCUUGUGGAUCACUGGACUGCAGGCUUCAGUUUUCAUUUAGCAACUUUAGUUUUUUGGCUCCUGAGCUGUCCAAACAUGGCCAUUGGCAUCCUGAAAACUAGCAAGGAUGUGAAAGAAUCUCUUAGCAAGACAGGUGUCACAAUCUUAAUGUAACAUAAUCGUGUAUAUGUAACCCCAUAUAUCCUGUCAUCUUUGCCAAAUUCUGUUGAUUAGAGGGAAGUCACAGGACAGAAGGAGAUCACAGAGGACUGUGAAUAUCAGGAGGCCUGGAUCAUGGGAGGUCACUGUAAACCUGUCCACAUUCACAUAGCCACUGUGGGAAAUGUGCUGCAUUAUACUAAGACAGGUAGGAUGGAUAGCAGGGUUUCAGGCACAACCAGUAAUGGAGAGACAAAACCAGUGUGUCCAGUCAUGGAAAAGGUGGAGGAAGAUGGCACCCUGGAGCGGGGGCAAUGGAACAACAAGAUGGAGUUUGUGCUGUCAGUGGCCGGGGAGAUUGUUGGCUUAGGCAACGUCUGGAGGUUUCCUUAUCUCUGCUACAAGAAUGGGGGAGGUGCCUUCUUUAUCCCCUACCUCAUCUUUCUCUUUACCUGUGGCAUUCCUGUCUUUCUCUUGGAGACUGCACUGGGCCAGUACACUAGCCAGGGAGGUAUCACAGCCUGGAGGAAGAUCUGCCCCAUCUUUGAGGGCAUCGGCUACGCCUCCCAGACGAUCGUCGUCCUCCUUAACACCUACUACAUCAUCGUGCUGGCCUGGGCCCUCUUCUACCUCUUCAGCAGCUUUACCACUGACCUCCCCUGGGGAAGCUGCCUCCAUGAGUGGAACACAGAGAACUGUGUGGAGUUCCAGAAGACCAAUGGCUCCCUGAACGUGACCUCUGAGAAUGCCACUUCCCCUGUCAUCGAGUUCUGGGAGAGGCGGGUCCUGAAGAUCUCUGAUGGCAUCCAGCAUUUGGGGGCUCUGCGCUGGGAGCUGGUUUUAUGCCUCCUGCUUGCCUGGGUCAUCUGCUACUUCUGCAUCUGGAAGGGAGUCAAGUCCACAGGCAAGGUGGUGUACUUUACAGCCACAUUCCCUUACCUCAUGCUGGUGGUCCUGUUAAUUCGAGGAGUGACUCUGCCUGGGGCAGCCCAAGGAAUUCAAUUUUACCUGUACCCCAACCUCACACGUCUGUGGGAUCCCCAGGUGUGGAUGGACGCAGGCACCCAGAUCUUCUUCUCCUUCGCCAUCUGUCUAGGGUGCCUCACAGCUCUGGGCAGCUACAACAGAUAUCACAACAACUGCUACAGGGACUGCAUUGCACUCUGCUUCCUCAAUAGUGGCACCAGCUUUGUGGCUGGGUUUGCCAUCUUCUCCAUCCUGGGCUUCAUGUCUCAGGAGCAAGGGGUGCCCAUUUCUGAGGUUGCUGAGUCAGGCCCUGGCCUGGCUUUCAUCGCCUACCCACGGGCUGUGGUGAUGCUGCCCUUCUCACCUCUAUGGGCCUGCUGUUUCUUCUUCAUGGUGGUCCUCCUGGGACUCGAUAGCCAGUUUGUGUGCGUAGAAAGCCUGGUGACGGCGCUGGUGGACAUGUACCCCGGGCUGUUCCGCAAAAAGAACCGGAGGGAGAUCCUCAUCCUUGCAGUGUCUGUCAUCUCCUUCCUUGUUGGGCUGGUCAUGCUCACAGAGGGCGGCAUGUACGUGUUUCAGCUCUUUGACUACUACGCAGCCAGUGGCAUGUGCCUCCUGUUUGUGGCCAUCUUUGAGUCCCUCUGUGUGGCUUGGGUUUAUGGAGCCAGGCGCUUCUACGACAACAUUGAAGACAUGAUUGGGUACAGGCCAUGGCCUCUGAUCAAAUAUUGUUGGCUCUUUUUCACACCAGCUGUGUGCAUGGCCACCUUUCUGUUCUCCUUAAUCAAGUAUACUCCUCUGACCUACAAUAAGAAGUAUACCUACCCAUGGUGGGGCGAUGCCCUGGGCUGGCUCCUGGCUUUGUCCUCCAUGGUCUGCAUUCCUGCCUGGAGCUUCUACAAGCUCAGCACCCUCAAGGGCCCCCUCAAAGAGAGAAUCGGCCAGCUCCUGUGCCCAGCUGAGGACCUGCCUCAACGGAACCAAGCAGAAACCCACACUCCUGCCACGCCCAGGACAUCCCUUCUCAGACUCACAGAACUGGAGUCUCACUGCUAGAGGAGGGCAGGCCCUUGCAUGAUGUCUGUUUGCCUGGCCGUGGGGACAGCUGUAGGGAUAGAGGCCAGAAGCAGCCCUCUAUACUUUCUGCCCCCCAUCUGUGGCAGAUAAGACAAAGGGGGAUAUUUUGGAACCCACUUUCUGAGAUGGGGGCCUCCUGGCACAACUGCCUUGCCCCAGGGGUGGUCCCACCAGUGUGACAUACCAGCACCAAGAGUACCCCUUUGAGAUGGCUUGGGAAGUGGGUGAGGGUUGGUGGGAGUACGUGUGGCUGGCUGCUGGGCUCUUCCACUCCCCAUGCCAUUAAAUCCGUCUUCUUCCCAUGACCGCUUGCAAUUCAGUCUGGUUUCUGCCCUCUGCCUUGUGCCUUGGCCACCUCCUUACUUUAAAGGUGUGGCUGCAGGGACCCUGCCUCCUCCCACCUUGCCUUCCUUCAGUGAGUUCUCCUUGUGGACCGUGUGGCAGAGGUGACUGCUGUGGCCUAAAGGUGACAGGGCCAGGCUGUCUUCUAUCAUCAGACACUUGGACUGGAGGCUGUCACAUCUCUCUCUGCGCUCCCCACAGAGUUCCUUCCCUCCUCCUCUGCUCUGUGGAAUGAGAAAAGAGGUCCCAGCAGCUCUCU
Molecule: messenger RNA, 3795 nt
Organism: Castor canadensis (American beaver)
Lineage: Eukaryota; Metazoa; Chordata; Mammalia; Rodentia; Castoridae
Source: RefSeq, a predicted model, not a curated record